CGGGGCCGGGUCUUGGGGCCGGGAUCGGGCAGCUGAGCGUGCUCACAGCCCUCCUCUCCUCUGCCAGGCACAGCCGAGACAGCACCCAUUCCUUCUCCUGUAGCUCCUGCUUCUCCGGGCCUGCUCCCCGCACCCAUCCCUAGGUGCUGCCCCCGACAGCGUCGCGCUCUCCAGCCGGCCCCCUGCAUCUCGGAGGACCCUCUCCGCCGUCCCCGGCGCCAUGGCGUGCAGCCUCAAGGACGAGCUGCUCUGCUCUAUCUGUCUGAGCAUCUACCAGGACCCGGUGAGCCUGGGCUGCGAGCACUACUUCUGCCGCCGCUGCAUCACCGAGCACUGGGUGAGGCAGGAGGCUCAGGGCGCCCGCGACUGCCCCGAGUGCCGGCGCACGUUUGCCGAGCCCGCGCUCGCGCCCAGCCUCAAGCUGGCCAACAUCGUGGAGCGCUACAGCGCCUUCCCGCUGGACGCCAUCCUCAACGCACGCCGUGCCGCGCGACCCUGCCAGGCACACGACAAGGUCAAGCUCUUCUGCCUCACGGACCGCGCGCUGCUCUGCUUUUUCUGCGAUGAACCCGCGCUGCACGAGCAGCACCAGGUCACGGGCAUCGAUGACGCCUUCGAGGAGUUGCAGAGGGAGCUGAAGGAGCAGCUUCAGGCCCUUCAGGACAGUGAGCGGGAGCACACGGAGGCGCUGCAGCUGCUCAAGCGACAGCUGGCGGAGACCAAGUCUUCCACCAAAAGCCUGCGGACCACCAUUGGGGAGGUCUUUGAGCGGCUGCACCGGCUGCUGCGGGAACGGCAGAAGGCCAUGCUGGAGGAGCUAGAGGCAGACACGGCCCGCACACUGACUGACAUUGAGCAGAAAGUCCAGCGCUAUAGCCAGCAGCUGCGCAAGGUGCAGGAGGGGGCCCAGAUCCUGCAGGAGCGGCUGGCUGAAACUGACCGGCACACCUUCCUGGCCGGGGUGGCCUCGCUGUCUGAGCGGCUCAAAGGGAAAAUCCAUGAGACCAAUCUGACCUACGAAGACUUCCCAACCUCCAAGUACACAGGCCCCCUGCAGUACACCAUCUGGAAGUCCCUGUUCCAGGACAUCCACCCAGUGCCAGCCGCCCUGACCCUGGACCCGGGCACCGCCCACCAGCGCCUCAUCCUGUCCGACGACUGCACCAUCGUGGCCUACGGCAACCUGCACCCACAGCCGCUGCAGGACUCACCCAAGCGCUUCGACGUGGAGGUGUCGGUGCUGGGCUCUGAGGCCUUCAGUGGCGGCGUCCACUACUGGGAGGUGGUGGUGGCGGAGAAGACCCAGUGGGUGAUCGGGCUGGCACACGAAGCCGCGAGCCGUAAGGGCAGCAUCCAGAUCCAGCCUAGCCGCGGCUUCUACUGCAUCGUCAUGCACGACGGCAACCAGUACAGCGCCUGCACCGAGCCCUGGACGCGGCUCAAUGUCCGCGACAAGCUCGACAAGGUGGGCGUCUUCCUGGACUACGACCAAGGCCUGCUCAUCUUCUAUAACGCCGAUGACAUGUCUUGGCUGUACACCUUCCGCGAGAAGUUCCCCGGCAAGCUCUGCUCCUACUUCAGCCCUGGGCAGAGCCACGCCAAUGGCAAGAACGUGCAGCCGCUGCGGAUCAACACGGUCCGCAUCUAGUGCUGCGGAGGGAGACCGCAGGCCUGAGCAUGGCCACCAGCGAGAGCCCUGCCCCGGAGAGCGGAGGCCGGGACUCCAGCCCAGCCGGGCCAACCUGAGAUCUCAGGCCAGUUGUUUACCCUCAUUUCCCUGUCUGUAAAAUGGAGGUUGUGCUCCACGAUUCCGAAGCUCUUCCAGCAUUGACGUUCUGUAGCUCUGACCUUAAUGGGGAUACAGCUUUGGUCCAAGGAUGUGACAUGGCUUCUCCUCAGGGCAGCCCCUGCCCAACCCUCAUCCCCCUCCUCUCAGGGGCAGGGGACUGCGUCCCUAUGUCUCCCUCCUGCCCACAUGCCCUAAGCUCAGGAUGUGUCCGUUUUUGCCAGCAGUUGGCUGCCUGAAAGAGACACAGAACCCUCUUAUGCUUCCAGGCCUAAGACUUGCCCCUGACCAAGCUAGUGAUGGGCCGUUUUAUCCUCAAUCCCAGCCCACAGUGGACACAGGCGGCAGCUAGUCCCAGGGUUGCCUGAGAACCACCUUCUCCUUCCAUCCCUGUACCAAGAGCUUCAUGAUUUUCCCACUUAUCUGCGGGUAGAAGUGAUGUUGUGGCCUGUGGAAGGCACCCAGUGGUUAAGCCCACAUGUUACAGUCACUGUGCCACCACCUUCCUACCCACAGCUCUUAAGGCCAGAUAAUGGCACACCCCGACGUAGGGCAAGCAUCACUGGAUGGUGGAGGUCCCCAGCAGCUCCAAACAAGGGUCCAGCCAGGCCUCUGUGACCAGGCUAGGGUGUAGCGAGGCUGUGGGGACCAGUUAUUUUAGUCAGUCCCUGAGCACUGGGGUGGGUGUCAGCUGGGCCCCCCUCAUCAAUCUUGGCAUCUGUCUCAGUUGGGAUCCUGUUGCAGAAAACAAGAGCUGCUUUAGCUUUAGACAAGGAUUUAUUACCAGGUCCCUAGUGGCUUUGUAAAAUCAUUGGAAGGGCUGGAGGAGCAGACUCUGCUGAAUUUCCAGGAACAGCUCCCAGCCGCCAAAUUCAUCAUGUCUGUUGUGACCAGGAACACUGCUCCCAUCUGCAGGAAGCCCCUACAUCAAGAAGCCGCUGGCUGCAGAACUGCACUGACUCUGCUACUGUCCACGCCAGUCAGUGGAUGUCCUGAGGGCUGCCUCCCCCCAUUCAAUUCAAUUUCCAGAUCCAAAUGUCUACGAGGGAUUCUGUGUGGGGAAACUUAAGUCAGAUCCAGAACCUGGGCUGCAAGGGAGUCUGGGAAAUGUACUUUUCUUCUUUCCAGCCUCAUCCGUACAAAAAGGCACAAUAGAAGAAAGUUAGAAUGGAUGUUGAACAAGCCCACCUUCAGUUUUUGCCAUUGGAAUCCACCUCUAGGCCUUGGCUUUGAAGCAGCAGAGCCUCUAGGUGUCCUGCUCCGUGGCUUUGUCCUUGUUCAGGACAGGAGCCCCAGGAGCGGGCCUGCAGGACCAAGCUGAAAUGUCUCCCAGGCCUUAGCUUUUCUUUCUAGUCCUGGGGCCUAGAUUCUGAACUUGGGGUCUCUGACCACACCCAUCUCAAAGGAGCCAGACUAGCUGAACUUGGGGGGCUCCCACCUCACAACUGCUACCCACUGGGGCCUCCCUUGGGCGGGAGGAAUCCUCAGUCUCACCCCACCCAUUCAGCUACCAGAAUCUGGGCCACCCCCAGCAGUAUUUUUAUUUUAAAUGUUGCCCAUUUUGUGAGUUAUGAUGAAUUUGUAUUAAAUUAAAG
Eubalaena glacialis (North Atlantic right whale) is the source of this 3381-nucleotide messenger RNA. It is a transcript of the gene TRIM62, whose product is annotated as tripartite motif containing 62. The transcript is spliced from 6 exons. Gene Ontology annotation, molecular function: protein binding; zinc ion binding. Bases 221 to 1648 code for a protein of 475 amino acids. The record is from RefSeq and is a predicted model, not a curated record. Gene Ontology annotation, biological process: innate immune response; positive regulation of canonical NF-kappaB signal transduction. Lineage: Eukaryota; Metazoa; Chordata; Mammalia; Artiodactyla; Balaenidae.